This is a messenger RNA of Xylaria bambusicola, 1501 nucleotides long. RefSeq lists its product as uncharacterized. The transcript has 5 exons. Lineage: Eukaryota; Fungi; Ascomycota; Sordariomycetes; Xylariales; Xylariaceae. Gene Ontology annotation, molecular function: protein binding. The record is from RefSeq and is a predicted model, not a curated record. The coding region runs from base 171 to 1379 and encodes 402 amino acids.
CCAAGAUUUCCAGGUUAUUGACCCUUUCUUCCAAGCUCAGCCCCAGAUUUAAAGAGAUUUCUUCUUUAAAUCAAUCCGUUCAUAUCUUUCUUUCAUCGCCCGGUUUGGUACUUCAACUUCCGCCACUGUGCCCAGCACUUGAGCAUUGAUUUCAAGACCCCUCAGUCCCCAUGGCUGGCCCCGCCUCCCCCAACGAGGGUCCUACGUUCGAGCCACCACACCUUCCUCCCGGAUGGAUAGCGCAGUGGGAUGGGUCAAGUAAGAAAUAUUAUUAUGUGCAGCUUUCGACUGGCGUUUCGCAAUGGGAGGUUCCUACUGAUGCUGCGCCGGGAGGCACCCCGGCGCACUCAAACGAGCAUCCAUAUGGUGUCCCGGGUCCGCGAGAAGUCAUAACACACCCGGAUGGAACGCAGACUCUCAAGCACCCAGAUGGUCGCAUGGAGCCUAUCCUGCCGCCGGAAAGUUCGAGGGGCCUUGAUGGACCGACCGGGGACCGAGGUUUUGGCAACAUCGCCGCAAAUGCGCUGUUGAGCCAGUUUUCGGGCGGUAGUGGGAAGCCGCACGGUGGCAACAGCCAGGGAGGCUUAGGAAAUUUGGCCGGUCAACUCAUUGGGAGUCUCGGCAACAGUCAUGGGGGUGGCCACAGUGGUUCCUCCGGUAGUCAUUCCGGGGGAAAUUCUUCCAUAGUAGGCCAAUUGGCUUCGAAUUUGUUUUCGUCUGGGCAUAAUAAGCCCGAGCAACCGCAGAACUACCAUGGCGGACAGCACCAACAAACUCACCCAUCUGGUGGGCUAGCUGGGCAAGUGAUGGGAGGCGUGGCAGGUAUGUUCGGGGGUCAUCAGGGGAAACAAUCAGGGCAGAGUUAUGGUUAUUCCAAUUCUGGCCAGUCAGGAAGCUACAGCGGACAAGCUCCACCAACGUCUUACCAGCCGCCAAAUGCAUCAACACCUUCAUAUAGUUCACCUCUUCCCAAUCAACACAGCACGCCUUCAUACAACAAUCCCCAGGCUCAACAUAGUACGCCAUCCUAUCCACCUCCACCGGGACAACACGGCGCAUCUCCGUACAGUCAACCUGGACAUCAGAAUCCACCUUACGGAAAUGGUGGGCCUUCACCCAACUAUGGGCACGCCCCAGCCACACAUGAUUAUCCUCCUCCACAAAAUCAAUACGCCUCUCCUUCAGCCCAGCCUUCAUAUGGAGGUCAUCAACAACAAUACCCUCCACCUCCCUCUGCGUAUGGCCAGCAAUACCCACCUUCUUCAUCUGCAGCCCCACCACAUCAGUACCCUGGCCAGCCUUCGUACACUGGCCAUGCACCCGCUCCGCCACAUGGGCAACAUGGAGGACAGGCAGGAUACCACCCUGGGAACUGGUAGUUGAGCUUCUCACGCGGCUAUUGGUUGGCCGAUAUUUUCAACAUGAUCAACUGCGAAAAUACUCCCUCUUGGUCAUGCACUGUUAUCCCGCCGUCAAAUCCUACCUCCUUCGAUUUCGAGGG